AUGAAUAUCCUCCAGAAACUGAAUGCCCCACCCGAGCGUAUUCCGAGACGGAAGUUCAAACUGCACAUUGCGAUCGGAUUUCUAGUCUUGAUAACCUUCAUCCUAGCCAUUGCCCGCAUAGCCGACGGCGGGACUCCGAGGGGGAGAACAAAUACAUGGGGAAUUGCAGUGUGUGUAAAAUCCGCCCUUUUCAUGGCAUACCAAGUCACGACGGGCCACAUUAAUCGACUCAAGCGAUGGGCAAACACCAAGGUCAAUAUCACUUUGAAUGUAAUUGAUACAGUGUUCUGGUUUGCGCUGUUUAUUAUCACAAUCAUGGGGACCAUGGGGGCGACUUCGACGAGCAGCAAGGCACUGGGCGCGAUCAUUAUCAUUCUGGCUAUCACGCUGGUGUAG
Molecule: messenger RNA, 396 nt
Organism: Aspergillus puulaauensis
Lineage: Eukaryota; Fungi; Ascomycota; Eurotiomycetes; Eurotiales; Aspergillaceae
Exons: 2
Coding region: 1-396 (131 amino acids)
Source: RefSeq, a predicted model, not a curated record